Messenger RNA from Dromaius novaehollandiae (emu), 1638 nucleotides. It is a transcript of the gene APOD, whose product is annotated as apolipoprotein D. The coding region runs from base 117 to 686 and encodes 189 amino acids. NCBI's taxonomy places the organism in Eukaryota, Metazoa, Chordata, Aves, Casuariiformes, Dromaiidae. The record is from RefSeq and is a predicted model, not a curated record. Gene Ontology annotation, biological process: brain development; lipid metabolic process; tissue regeneration. The transcript is spliced from 5 exons. Gene Ontology annotation, molecular function: cholesterol binding. Gene Ontology annotation, cellular component: cytoplasm.
CGAUGCGCUUAUAAAACCCAGAGGCGGUGAACUCGCGGACAGCUGUUCCCUGCAGCCCUGCGCCUUCGCGACCAAGCCCCAGCGCGUCAGGCCCCCUCGUCACCUCAGGCACAACCAUGCUGAGGACGGCAGCACUGUUCUCAGUCCUGCUCGGUCUCGUUGGCUUUGGAAAAGGGCAGACGUUUCACAUGGGACCAUGUCCAGACCCACCAGUCCAAGAAGGCUUCGAUAUCGCCAAGUACGUUGGAAAAUGGUACGAGAUAGAAAAGCUGCCGUCAAAUUUUGAAAAAGGAAGAUGCAUCCAGGCACAUUACUUGCUGCAGGACAAUGGGAGGGUCAAAGUGAUCAGCAAGGAGCUGCAGUCUAAUGGCAAAGUUAAAGAACUCGAAGGAGAAAUCACACAUGCAGACGUGAAGGAGCCAGCCAAGUUGGGCAUCAGCUUUAACUGGUUCACACCUUCUACCCCUUACUGGGUCAUCUCCACCGACUACGAGAACUACUCGCUGGUUUACUCCUGCACUAACAUCAUCUGGCUCUUCCACGUCAACUAUGCCUGGAUUUUUUCAAGAGCUCCCGAUAUGCACCCGGAAACCGUGGACAGCCUGAAGAGCCUUCUCCAAUCCUACAAGAUUGACACCGAGAAAAUGGUGCCCACGGACCAGCUCAACUGCCCUCCUGAGAUGUAACUCCGACGGCACCACACCAGCUAUGAACUCUGUUGCUUCCCUUAGCAUCCAUUAGGACUUCUUUACCUAGAGUCAUAAUCCCUCUGCUAACGGUAGUUUGCCAGCCCUGACCAUUACUCCUUGUGGUUGUUCUCUCUGUUGCUAUUCCUCCUCUUCUGUCUCAUGCUGACUUACUUUUGCAGAGUAGCUGACUGAUUCAAAGCUAAGGGGUGAAGAAAAGAAAUGCUGAAGCCCAGACGUGAAGUUUUGCUGUUGCUGCGAAUCCUCAAGUGUGUGGAUGCAAAAGGGUAUGAGCUGUGAGGUACAAAUGUUAGUCCUGUGGGAAAGCCUGUCACCAUGCACCCAUAGGUUUGUCUGCUAUUUUUGUUCUGAUGUUUCCGGGCCUGUUAGGCAUACGCAAUGGCUGAGCUACCCCACAGGCACUGCCUCCCUAGGAAUUGCCACUGGGGUGUUUGAACAUGUUCUCUGGUACAGGGGUGUAGGAAUAUGUUCCUGCCAAGUCAGCAAACCUUCUCACUAAAAUUCAGAUCUGGCCCUUUGCAUUUAAAGUCUGAGAAGCCUAAAAAUGUCCAGAAAUUCAACGCUGCUCCAUCCCCCCACUGCCUGCAUGUGUCUUCUCUUGCCUCUGGCAAGGCUGGUUCUGCACCACCAAAGGCUCAGCUCUGAGGGUGCCUGCAACCAGGCCCAAAGAGAAGGGUCCGUUUGCUUGUCCAUGCGCAGGACGGGCGAGGGGCAAACGCAGCUCUCAUCCUGCCUGUGUAAUGCAUUGGGCGCCAGAGGCUUUCCCCUGCACCCCUCCAGCUGGCAGGCUCUGCCUCGGAUGCUGCUCACCGUUUUCGCACGUGUCCGAGUGCCCUGAUGGCACUGCAUCUGCCCUGGCAGAUGUUCGCAAGGCGCUGCUAUGACUCUGCUUAAAUAGCAUUGAUGCAACUCAUUAAAAAUGAAAUCAAAA